Messenger RNA from Seminavis robusta, 2886 nucleotides. The record is from the annotation of a GenBank genome assembly. NCBI's taxonomy places the organism in Eukaryota, Bacillariophyta, Bacillariophyceae, Naviculales, Naviculaceae.
AUGAUCAACCUCUUCGGCUCAGCCGCCAAGAGUGUACAGACGUGGGCGAGUCGAUCUCGAAGACCCUCAACCUCAUCGGCACCACCAGUCGGUGAGCCACCUUUACCACCACUUCCUCCCCGACGACGCACAGCAUCACCGGUCAUAGUGGAAGAUGCAUCUGAAGAGGACUCAUCCUCCAAUGGCAACCUACCGUCAUUGGUCACACGCGAAGUCUACUACAGCAGCAGCGAAGAGUCUAACGAAGAGCCCCUACACACUUCUCACGCGUCUUUCAUAGACCCACUCCAGCAAGUGACACCUCCCCGGAGAGUCACCCAAUCCCCAAUCUUCCGCAACGCGGACCCACCACUUCUCCCUGGCUAUGAACCGCCAACACCCCGCUCCCACCUGAGUUCUGGGGUGCCAUCGGCGAUACGUACCCAAGUUAAUAACAUGAUGACCAUCCUGGACAGUCAGACGACGUCGCGGAAAUCCACACCGAUUGUCAGUGAAUGGCAGAGCCAGCCCUCCACCAACUCGUCACUCAGUGACUCUUUCCAAACUGGAGUUGAGGGAUCGGCUACUGGGCCAUCUAUUUUGUUCUCUCGCGGCAGUCGCAGCUCGUCACGGGCAGCCAAACGGACCACCUUUGGCGACGGAUUCGACGGAAUUCCAGUUGUGCCAGCAGUCAGCUUCAUGAGCGCCACAGGACCCAUUGUGAUCGUCCGUGGGAUCCCCCCAUGUGGCUAUAGCAGCCAAUUCCUUACCACCAUUGUCGACAACCGAGAGCUUUAUGGGGGGGUCAACCGUACAACAAACCCCGUCGACUGCAACAAUGAUGCUUAUCUCCAAAAGCUUAAGAGCAAACAGCUCCUCAUCCGCCAGGAGUCCACCGGUCAUGUCAUACAGGUCUUCCCACUGCGUAUUCUUGGUCAUGACAGCAUUGACAACUACCAAACCUGGCAGCUCACAUCUCGCUGGCACCCUUACCUUCGAGGCUACUUUGAUCGCCAAGACAGGAGCAUGGCGACAUCCGGCAAGACAUACUAUGUUGUGGAUGGGUGGUACGACGGACUUCCCUGCCAGCGAAUCGUUCAGUCCUUUGCCGAGGGAUGGGCGAUGCAGGCAGAUGUGACCAACAAUGGCGUUAGCGAUGCACCUACCGGUUUCAAGGAACUGGAAGGAGCCCAAGCGUACCUGCUCCAGAUACAGACAAGUCGGCCAGUUGACCCCCGGAACAGAAUUCCUCCACAAUGGGUCAUAAACGCAGGAAUACUUGGCACUGAAGACCCACAUUUUGCCUGUUCAGAACACUUUGGACACUCAUCUGCAGGGCGAUCCAACGCCUCUGCUGGAGUAGAUGUACCGGUCCCAACACCACUAAGUACUCGAACCAUACCAACAGCACCAAGAGACCCAGCGAGGAAUCCCAACGUCGCUGAAACGCCUCCAGCAACACCGAUCCGCCGUGGCUCACGUACACCCAGUGAAAUGGUAGAAGUGACCACUGCUGACGGCCAGAGGUUUACUGUCCCUGCGUCAUCCAUUAAUCGAUCCGUUGGCACAUUCAGUCGCUCGCGAGACAAUGCGUCGGUGACGAGCCUUGACAGUCUCUGGAUGAGUCACAUAGAGUCCCAGCAUCACCUCAAGGACGCCCUUGGAGCUAUCGUUCAAGGCAACCGCUUCACACAUGACGACCAACUUCGUGCAUCCACGGAACUCCCACAACUUCCAACGGCACCCACCUCAACAGCUUUAUACCAGUGGAAAUGUGGAGUGGAGAAUGCUCUUACCGGUGACCACUGGGAAGCCGAUGACCAGGAAAUCUGGGAAUAUUCAGGCACUACCGACAACAACCGUGACAUUUCCAAGGUCAUGGGCCGACUUCUCGUGAAGGCCACCAAGCACAAUCGCACCGUCACGGAUCUUAUCCAACGUGAACAAGGACUCAAGCGCCGUGGCCCAGAACUGUUGCAGGCCAUCCUCGACACGUUCCUUCCCAUCACCAGUGACCGCAUGGACGAUCGGUUUGCCGAUGUGAGUACUAUUGUACAAGAACAACGCGAAUAUUGUACGUCAUUCCUUCUUCGGAUGCGGUUCUUCAGCCGUCAAUACGGUGCCGCUAGUGGCGUCACACUCCCAGACAAUGUCCUUCGUGGCUGGUUUAUCUCCGGCAUCGUCCGUCACGGACCUUAUCGGUCCAUCCUCGGCAAAAGCUAUACCCGCCUCAUCCGGCCAGGUGGGAAACUGAAUGGCAUCCCCACUAUCGAGUGUACACUUGACCAACUGGCUGAACACUUCGACAACAUUCUUACCGGUGCCGAGAACAACAAGUACUACAGUGACAGCAAGCUCCUUGCUGGUGAAAGCCCUAUUCGCGCUUACUCCACUCGCGGUAAGGCCCACAAGGUCGGCUCAGCUUCUUCUGACUCUCCUUCCGAGUCACGGGGGGUAGCCAACCAAUCUUCGCUCGACCUCACUGACCCCAUGGCCCUCGUACACGCACUUCAGCCCUUCGAAGACGUACACGUAUCCAAAGAACAGGCCCAGAAUGUCAUGUACCAUUAUGCAUGCCCGUGGUGUGUCAUUGCCAGGAACAAGAACACCGAUCGUCACCACAUGUCCAACUGUGAACACUGCAUUCCCGGUUACAAGAUAGAGUUCGACGGCGCCGCAUACAAGGAAGGCAAGAACAACCGACGUAGACCACGCAACAACAAUGAUGCUGGCACAGCGCGAGCAGCCAACCGUGGCAAUAGACGAGCCUUCACCGUGUCUGAUGAUGAGGACAACAAUGACGACGACGAGAGCGUCUCCAGUGGCUGCCAGGCUGGCCACUAUUCCAGAAGAAGGGCCAAUGAGCGAGGACGUGGAGGAAAGUGUGGAGUCGUUAGCAACAAGUAG